Molecule: messenger RNA, 411 nt
Organism: Schizophyllum commune H4-8
Lineage: Eukaryota; Fungi; Basidiomycota; Agaricomycetes; Agaricales; Schizophyllaceae
Exons: 4
Coding region: 1-411 (136 amino acids)
Biological process (GO): endoplasmic reticulum to Golgi vesicle-mediated transport
Source: RefSeq, a predicted model, not a curated record
AUGACACAACGUGUGCGCGCGGCACCCACACUACGCGACCGGUCUGCCCUGCUCGGCGUGACCCCACCGGCAUCCGGUCGUUCUUCACCUUUCGGUAGUGACCACAGUCCCGCGGGAUAUCGCUACGCAGACGACCUGGAGGGGCAGAAUGACGAACACUUGGAGGGUCUGAGCGCGAAGGUGCAGAUGCUGAAGAAUAUCACAGUAGGCAUAGGAAAGGAAGUCAAGGAGUCUACCAUACAGCUCAGCGAAAUGAACGACGCCUUCGCAGAGACCUCCGGCAUCCUCUCAGGUACCUUCCGGCGCAUGAACAACAUGGCAGAGCGCCAGGGCUGCCGCUGGCUGUGGUACAUUGUCUUCCUCAUCAUCGUGUUCUGGUUCUUCAUCAUCGUAUGGUGGUUUCGCCGGUAA